Miscanthus lutarioriparius is the source of this 864-nucleotide messenger RNA. The record is from the annotation of a GenBank genome assembly. Lineage: Eukaryota; Viridiplantae; Streptophyta; Magnoliopsida; Poales; Poaceae.
AUGUCGGUUUCGGCCUUGUCGGUCGGCCGCAGCAGCGGAACCUCACAAGCCUCCUCGUCGUUCAUCACCGCCGCGGCGGCCACCGGGACGCACCAGCUCAAGAUCGACAGCUACUCCCUCACCAAGUCCCUGCAGCGCGGCGCCCACAUCAAGUCCUCCAAUUUCCAGGCGGCGGGCUACAGCUGGUACAUCAACUACUUCCCCAACGGAUGCGGCCGCCUGAUCAAGCGCGCCCGCGGCUACCUCUCCCUGCAGCUCGUCCUCGACGGCGCCGUCGCCGCCACCGCCGGGUCCGUCAUGGCGCAGUUCACCCUUUCCGUGAUCAACAGCGCUGGCCUCCAGGAACGAACCACAGCACGCAAGAGUCCGGUGCACAAUCUCGCGCGUGGGGGAGCGGCAGGGUGGUGGUUCUUCAAGUACAUGAGCAAGGCGGACCUGGAGAGCAAAUUCCGCGACCUCAAGGACGACAGCUUCACGCUCCAGUGCGACGUCGUCAUCAUCGACAGGUUCCGCGCGGUGAAAGCUGCUCCCUUUGUGGAGGUGCCGCCGCCCGACCUGCACCGCCACCUCGGGGAGCUGCUCUUCAGCGGGGAGGCCUCCGACGUCACGCUCCAGGCUGGCGGGGAGACGUUCAGUGCUCACAGGUGCGUGCUCGCUGCGAGGUCGCCGGUCUUCAAGGCGAAGCUCCUCGGCUCCAUGAAGGAGGGUACCAGCACCACCAACUGCGCCAUCGGCAUCGAGGACAUCGAACCACGGGUCUUACAGGCCGUGCUGCACUUCAUGUACACCGACAUGUUGCAGGAGGUGAGCAAGGAAGAAGAAGCCGCCAUGUCGCAGCACCUGCUUGAAGCCGCGGACAGGUAA